Molecule: messenger RNA, 1460 nt
Organism: Suricata suricatta (meerkat)
Lineage: Eukaryota; Metazoa; Chordata; Mammalia; Carnivora; Herpestidae
Product: HLA class II histocompatibility antigen, DO alpha chain
Exons: 5
Coding region: 48-800 (250 amino acids)
Biological process (GO): positive regulation of T cell activation; immunoglobulin production involved in immunoglobulin-mediated immune response; peptide antigen assembly with MHC class II protein complex
Cellular component (GO): membrane; MHC class II protein complex
Molecular function (GO): MHC class II protein complex binding
Source: RefSeq, a predicted model, not a curated record
CUACCAGGGCCCCACACCAAGACUUACUUGGUUAAAGCAUCAGGGCAAUGGUCCUCAGUGGGGAGCUAGUCCUGGGACUCUACACCUUGAUGAGCCUCCUGAGCCCCCACGAAGCUGGGGCCAUCAAGGCUGAUCACAUGGGCUCCUAUGGACCAGCCUUCUACCAAUCCUAUGAUGCCUCGGGUCAGUUUGCCUAUGAAUUUGAUGGGGAACAGCUGUUCUCUGUGGAGCUGAAGAAGAGGGAGGCUGUGUGGCGUUUGCCUGAGUUUGGCAACUUCGCCUACUUUGACCCACAGAACGGGCUGGCCAGCAUCGCAGUGAUUAAAGCCCAUCUGGAUGUCUUGGUGGAACGCUCCAACCGCACCAGAGCCACCAACGUGCCUCCAAGGGUGACUGUCCUCCCCAAGUUUCCAGUGGAGCUGGGCCAGCCCAACAUCCUCAUCUGCAUGGUGGACAACAUCUUCCCCCCUGUGAUCAAUAUCACCUGGCUGCGCAAUGGUCAAAUAGUCACCGAGGGGGUGGCCCAGACCAGCUUCUACUCCCAGCCUGACCAUCUGUUCCGCAAGUUCUACUACCUGACCUUUGUGCCUUCAGCAGAUGACAUGUAUGACUGCAAGGUGGAGCACUGGGGCCUGGACGAGCCGCUCUUCAGGCACUGGGAGCCACAGGUUCCUAACCUGCUCCCAGACACCACCGAGACUCUGGUCUGUGUCCUCGGCCUGGCCCUCGGCCUGGUGGGCUUUCUCGUGGGCACCAUUCUCAUCAUCAGAGGCGUAUGCUUGUCCAGUGCCCCCAGGUAAUGAACCUUCUGAGAAAAACAGAUUGUAGGAGACACCUGAUGGAUUCCUCGCAAGUUUCUGACAGCCCUUGUCAGUCUGCUAAGUAUAUCCCCACCGUGCUGACUUUGGAUGGGAUCAGCCUCUGUCCUACAGGUCUCCUCUCUUGGACCUGGUACUCACGGCAGGACUUCUGGGGCACUUGUGGGGCAGCAACAAGCACCCCUUCCCACCCCCAACACACACACACACACACACACACACACACACACACACACACACACUUCUUGCUCUACUCAAAUCUCUGGCUAGCAGCAGUAAAUUUAAUGGUGUUUGUACUACGUGCUUUCUACCAGGUCUAGGCCAAUUCUCUCAGGGUGUGAAGGAUGCUAGGACCUGGAAGAGGGGAUUCCAGGUGACGAACAUUUAGCAUGACCAUUUCAUACUGGGGAUUGGCAGCUAUCCUCAGGCCAGUCCAGCUAUAUCUUGUUCCAUUUGACUCAUCCUUUUGGGGUCCAUUGUGUGUUACUUGUGAAAGGCCCCCUUCACGAGGACUUCAUGAAAUUUACCUUCUGAAUUCAAAUUUGCCCUCAAAGGAGUUGCCAGGAGAGAAAACAUUCAUGAGAAUUCUACUCCUGUAUGGAUUUACUCUAUAAUGAAGAGGACAUUGGUAUUCAAGCAUGA